This is a messenger RNA of Rhododendron vialii, 686 nucleotides long. RefSeq names its product probable LRR receptor-like serine/threonine-protein kinase At1g56130. Bases 63 to 527 code for a protein of 154 amino acids. The transcript has 4 exons. Lineage: Eukaryota; Viridiplantae; Streptophyta; Magnoliopsida; Ericales; Ericaceae. The record is from RefSeq and is a predicted model, not a curated record.
AGGCUAGGCAGCCUAGGCUUGAACGGAUCUCCCUUGAUUACCAACUUAGGAAGAGGAAAGUAAUGGGUAGAUCACCAACACCAUCAGUUCUUUGUGCCCUGGCCUUUUACUUUGUAUUCCUCCUGGCCUUGGACCGCUUGGUUCAGAUUGUCCGAGCUCAAAUUGGUGCUACUCCUCCUUCCGAAGUGAGUGCUUUGAACUCCGUCUUCAACCAAUGGGGAUUAUCAUUAUCCUCAACAAAUUAUCAAUGGAACAUAAGCGGAGAACCAUGCAGUGGAGCCGCCAUCGACACUAGCGUUCUCUGGGACAUCUACAGUACAGAUUAUAAUCCUGGUAUCCGAUGCGAUUGCAAUGGGACUGUUUGCCACAUUACCCAACUUAAAGUCAUUGUGCUGGAUGUUUUUGGAGGAAUCCCGGAGGAGCUGUGGUCUUUGACUUCCCUCACAAAUUUGAACUUGGGCCAAAAUUACCUGACUGGUCCCCUGUCUUCAUCCAUUGCCAAUCUAACUCGAAUGCAGUGGCUGUAAGCCACCUUAUUUUUUAUUUAACGUUGUUUGCAGGUCGUUAAUAUUUUAUCCAUGCAUGUCUAACUAAACUCCUUUAAGGGUCUGACACCUCAUUUAAUUGUUUUCAGGUGGCUGGGGGGUAAUGCAUUAUCGGGGGAGGUUCCAAAGGAACUUGGAAAA